This is a messenger RNA of Pyrenophora tritici-repentis Pt-1C-BFP, 1557 nucleotides long. RefSeq names its product ProP, Permease major facilitator superfamily. Gene Ontology annotation, molecular function: transmembrane transporter activity. NCBI's taxonomy places the organism in Eukaryota, Fungi, Ascomycota, Dothideomycetes, Pleosporales, Pleosporaceae. The record is from RefSeq and is a predicted model, not a curated record. Gene Ontology annotation, cellular component: plasma membrane. Gene Ontology annotation, biological process: transmembrane transport.
AUGGCAUCUCUUCCGCCCAUCUUGCGCUCCGAAUCGAGUCUGUCUACGCAAAGCAGCAACAAAAAACCCCCACCAGAGUCCCCAACUCCAGCUACAUCAACCUACAACGAUCCCGAGUCCACACCGGAGCCUGUCUUUCUCACAUGGGAAUCCCCAAGCGACCCCGCCAACCCUUUCAACUUCUCUCUCUCAAAGAAAUGGCGCACCACGCUCCUAGCUUGCUUUAUGACCUUUGUUGUGCAGGUCUCUGGAACAAUGUUUACCUCUGCCGCUGAGCAGAUUAACGCCAGUUUUCACGUCAGUGAUGAAGAGUUUCCACAUUCGUAUUGGCCGGUGUUGAGCUGGAACCUAGGAGGUGCAGCGGCGCCGAUGCUGGGCUUGCCCCUGAUGGAGAAUUUCGGAGUGCGAUGGAGUUAUCUUGCCAUCUAUGCAGUCUUAAUCAUCUUCAUCAUUCCGCAGGCUCUGGCGCACAACUUCGCGACAUUGAUUGUUACGCGCAUCAUCACGGGUUCCUGCACGGGUGUGCUUGCGAAUAUCACAUCGGGGAUUGUGAGUGACAUGUGGCGGGCUGGUCGAGCAAAGAGCUUCAGUACUUCGGUGUACAUCUUUGCGCUGCUUGCUGGUCUGAACAUGGGUCCUGUGUUUGGGAGUCUAGUUGUAAAGUACACUACUUGGCGAUGGAUCUUUUUUGGCCAGAUCAUAUUCUACAGCGCUUUGAUACCGAUACUGUUCUUCUUGCUCCCAGAGGUUCGACCGGAUGUCAUCCUCGCCGAGCGCGCACGACGUAUCCGAGCGACUACGGGUAAAGAGGUGUACGCUGAAGCCGAGAGGGGGCAUACGAGUAUCAGUGAGAUCGUCAAAGAGACACUUGUUCGACCGACGCGCAUGCUUUGCACCGAGGGCGUCGUUCUCUCCUUCGGGCUAUGGAGCGCAUUCUGCAUUGGAACAGCCUUCAUGUUCACGCAAUCCAUCGUCCAAGUCUUCUCUGAACUAUACGGCUGGACCUUCUUUGGCACAGGACUUGUGCAGAGCGCUGUCGUGGUUGGGGAGCUCAUCGGCCUUGUUGCAUCCUUGGUGCAAGAUCGAAUCUACUUUGCAUCGGCAAAACGCAACACUGAAACUCCCGGCGAGCCAAUACCUGAGGCCCGACUUUACCUCAGCAUACCUGCUUCAUUCAUCGGAUUGAGUGGUGGAUUGUUCUACUUUGCGUGGACAUCGUACUCUUCGAUACCAUGGAUUGUACCCAGCAUAUCGCUUGCUUUUGUGGGAUUCGGCAUGUUCUGCAGUACGGCUGGCUUGACAGCGUAUGUUUGUGAUGCAUAUGCAAAGUAUGCUGCCAGUGCGAUUGCUGGUAUCGCGUUUCUGGAGAACUUCAUGGCGGCCUUCUUGCCACUUGCUACGCAGAGCAUGUAUCGGACCCUGGGAUUCAAUUGGGCCAGCAGUUUGCUGGGUUUCGUUGCGUUGGCGCUGAGCUUUAUCCCGCUGGUGUUGUUGCGAUAUGGGCGGAAGAUUCGAGAGAAGAGCCCAUUCAUGAGUGAGGCUGGAUACGAAGAGUAA